GGAUUCACGUCAUCUUGAUACCAUACACCUAACUGUCAAAAAACUGCUUUUCUAUAAAAUCAUUGUGACUAAUUCCCUUUACCAGGCAGAAAGUACAAUAUGAGUGAGUCCGCGUCUGCCGGAGGUGAUGACACAGACUCCGAAGGGGUUGCUGCCGUGCCAGUUCCCGAUACCACGCCUCGCGAUGCGGACGCCACAACUUCCGGAGCCCGGAUGAUGAUGCAACACCCAUUGUUGGCGGCAGCCGCAGUUGCCGUCUAUGCCACCAGAGUCAUGUGGGUCAAGUUGCGUGUGCUCCGGUUGGCCAAACAGUUGCGCCUCCAAAAGCAAAGAUUUAGGAUGUCUAAUCCCUGGCAGGACAAUGAAUCUGGCUCUGAGGCAGAGAGUGAUACCGAUGGCAAGGAAGGCGAUUCUGAUGAGUCUACAGAUACAGAUGUGAAUCGUAUUAGAAUUCAAGCUACUGAUAAUGAUCGUGUUGUUGGUGUGCCGCAAUAGUUUUUCAAGAUGAUUUUCGAAUUUGAAUUCAAUGCUGCGAGUUAUUCAAAUUG
Molecule: messenger RNA, 548 nt
Organism: Drosophila simulans
Lineage: Eukaryota; Metazoa; Arthropoda; Insecta; Diptera; Drosophilidae
Exons: 1
Coding region: 100-495 (131 amino acids)
Source: RefSeq, a predicted model, not a curated record